AGUCCGCAGUUUAUGAAUAACAAGUUAUUCAUAAUGGCCGUCUCAGGUUUCAUUUUCACGAGUCGCCUUUUCUUAGCAGUAAAUAUUGUGGCAUUUUUAUGCUCUCUUACUGAAGAGCAAUUCUGUUAUAAACCAACUGCGUCCAACAUGAACACAGAAAAGCGUUCUGAAUAUAUUUUUAAAGAAUUCUGGUCAUGGAGGUUAAGAAACUCACCAGAAUUUGCAACAUCUAUCGGUGUCCACGAUCACGACGAUAGACUUGAUGAAAUGUCCCUAAAUUCGUAUUACCGAAGAAAGGAAGAAGCACAAAGAUUUCUAGAGCAGGUAGAAGAAUUAAUUUCCGUAUUAUCGACUGCAGAACAUUAUCCGAAACUAAAGCUAAACAUGGAUCUACUUAGGGCUGAUUUAAAUCAAUACCUUCAGGGUUUGAGAUAUCGACCAUACUUAUGGCCUCUCAAUAGACUAGAAGGGCCCCAGCUUGACUUUCCGAGAUUGCUUUCAUGGAUGAAAACAGACACUGUUUUGGAUUAUGAAAAAAUAAUCACCAGAAUGCAGCUAUUUUCCCAACAAAUUGACGAAACCUUGUUUUUACUAAAAGAAGGGAUUCGGACAAAACAUGUUAUGCAUCGGAUAUCUGUGGAACCACUUCCAGAGCAAUUAAGAAAAAUGGCCGAACAACCUGUCACUGAUUCGCCACUGUGGAAACCAUUCAAGGAAAAGCCAAGUCAGAUAGAGGAACCAGUUUGGUCAAAAUUGACUAAGGAGGCAAGAAAUGUCAUCAAGACGAGUAUUUAUACAAGUUACAAAUUGUUAUCAAAUUUUAUUGCAACAGAAUACUUGAAUAACACAAGACCUGAAAUUGGAGCUUCUAGCUUACCAAAUGGUAUAGAGUAUUACAAAGCAUGCCUAAAGUUUCACACUACUACGGAUUACACGCCUCAAGAAGUUCACGAUAUUGGGAAGAAAGAAGUAGCAAGAAUCACAGGACGAAUGGAGCAAAUUAAAAACGAUGUUGGAUUUAAGGGUAGUCUUGAAGAGUUUCGAUCAUACCUAAGAACGGAGAAAAAGUUCAAAUUUACCGAUGCUAAAGAAAUUGUUUCGCAUUACCAAAAUAUAUCUAAGAUGAUUAAGGCUAAAUUACCCGAUUUUUUCCUAAAAUCGCCAGUUGCAGAAUUCACAAUAACACCAGUACCUGCUGAAGUUGCACCAACAUUUCCUGGGGCCUACUACUUAGCACCUCCGCAAGAUAACAGUCGUCCCGGCACGUUUUACAUUAACACCUACCAACCAGAAACCAGAAAUAAAUAUGAGGCAGUGUCUUUAUGUUUACACGAAGCGGAACCCGGACAUCAUUUUCAAACAGCACUAACAAUGGAGUCAGGAUCGCUUGUUUCAUUUCGACGGUUUAUGGAAGACCGAAAGUAUUACGAACCUCCAGGACGUUUUGCUAUGAACACGGCUUAUGUAGAAGGUUGGGGAUUAUACUCUGAAUAUCUUGGAGAAGAAAUGGGAUUGUAUUCCGAUCCUUAUGAUUUAUUUGGUCGUCUUUCGCACGAAAUGUUGCGUGCGUGUCGUUUAGUUGUUGAUACUGGAAUGCAUGCGCUUGGAUGGGAUCGCGAUAGAGCUAUCAACUAUAUGUUGGAGAAUACGGCGGCCGAUUUACACGAUAUCACUUCCGAGAUUGAUCGUUACAUUACGUGGCCUGGCCAGGCGUGUGGUUAUAAAAUUGGUGAAUUAAAAUUGAAAGCGUUAAGGAAAAGAGCUGAACAAGCAACCAAAGAUAAGUUUAAUCUUCGGGAGUUUCACGAUUUAAUUGCAUCAAUUGGAGGUAUGCCUCUGGAUAUCUUAGAGAAGGAAAUUGAAACUUAUAUCAAAGAACAUCUUUAAACAUUCUUUUUACUUGAUAGUCUUGUUACGAUUUUACCAUUGCAGAAUACAUAAUCCAGCUGUA
Molecule: messenger RNA, 1951 nt
Organism: Hydractinia symbiolongicarpus
Lineage: Eukaryota; Metazoa; Cnidaria; Hydrozoa; Anthoathecata; Hydractiniidae
Exons: 1
Coding region: 13-1887 (624 amino acids)
Source: RefSeq, a predicted model, not a curated record